GCUCACACGCUACAAAGCACCGAUGGAAGAAGCCCGGGGCUUCCUCACUCGCAUGGGCGAUCAGCUGACUGAACAGCACUCUUCAGUUCAUCCGGUUCGAUUCCCAAAAGAUCUCUUCAAGCAAAUAAAAAACUCUGAGGUGGAGUCAAAGCUGGUUUUCAUCAGAGACAGUCUGCAGCUUAUUUUCUGUCUGUAUCGCCAUGACAACCUGUCAGCCGCUCCCUGGGGCGCCGACAAGACGGAGGGCUUCCUGACGGUCAUCCACAGACAGAUCACGGAACUGAGCGCGUGUGUUUCCACCAACAGUCCAGCCAACAGCAGACUGAGGAGCUACUACAGGACUCUGGCCAACAGUACUCUGUCUUGCUCUGGCUGCAGUACUGCGUCAUGGCAGCUGCUCAGGAACCAAACCGAACUGCGCCUGGAACAGCUGGAGCUGCUCGUGGCCUCCAUCUGCUGCCAGCAGGAGGCGCUCUGCAGCAACGCAACAGCAACGCAACACUGACACAAUAUCCAAAGACUGUGUCUGAUGUUCCCCUCUCUAUUUAUUUAUUUAUGUA
Molecule: messenger RNA, 560 nt
Organism: Neolamprologus brichardi
Lineage: Eukaryota; Metazoa; Chordata; Actinopteri; Cichliformes; Cichlidae
Gene: ifnphi1
Product: interferon phi 1
Biological process (GO): defense response
Cellular component (GO): extracellular region
Molecular function (GO): cytokine receptor binding
Source: RefSeq, a predicted model, not a curated record